Molecule: messenger RNA, 2287 nt
Organism: Homalodisca vitripennis (glassy-winged sharpshooter)
Lineage: Eukaryota; Metazoa; Arthropoda; Insecta; Hemiptera; Cicadellidae
Product: probable ATP-dependent RNA helicase DHX35
Exons: 13
Coding region: 147-2222 (691 amino acids)
Cellular component (GO): intracellular anatomical structure; catalytic step 2 spliceosome
Molecular function (GO): RNA binding
Source: RefSeq, a predicted model, not a curated record
GUUUAUUUACUAGUGAGCAGUGAGUUAGGAAGGUUCCGGAGAUGAAGUUUAAAAGUUUAAAAUUGAAGUUCUUGUUACGCUAGAUUAUUAGUUGCAUAAGAUUUGCUUGUUCACGAUAUAGUGUUGUAUCGAAGGUUUUUAUCAUCAUGAAGACGGCUAAACCAAUUUUUCUUAGACCAGGUGAUUCCUCGAGUUGGGAAGAGGACAAGUCGGAUGUGGAAGCUUUGUCUGGAACCAGAUUUGUGUAUAACCCAAACAUUUCUCUGGCGUUGGAUCACCAACGACGGAAACUGCCAAUUUUUCAAAACCGUAACCAUAUAUUGUAUUUGCUGGAAGAAUAUCAAACUUUAGUUCUGGUUGGGGACACAGGUUGCGGAAAAAGCACACAAAUUCCACAAUACCUGGUUGAAGCUGGUUGGUGCGAGGGAGAGAAGAUGGUGGGUGUGACGGAACCGAGACGGGUAGCAGCCACUACUCUUGCCACUAGAGUCGCAGAUGAGAAUGGUACGAUGCUGGGUCAAACUGUGGGGUACAGCAUCCGCUUCGACAACUGCUGUCAGCAUGGUGUCACCAAGAUAAAGUACAUGACUGAGGGGAUCCUCAUGAGAGAGAUGAUGGCAGACCCCCUGCUACGCAGCUACUCUGUCAUCAUGCUGGAUGAAGUUCAUGAGAGGACUCUCUUCACUGACAUCCUCAUGGGGCUUCUCAAGAAAAUCCUCAGGAAACAGAAGAAGUUGCGACUAAUUGUUACAUCAGCAACAAUGGAUGCAGAACAUCUAUGUAACUUCUUCAACCAGAGCACAGAGAAAGAUAAGAAAUCAGCUGUUAUAAUGAGUGUUGAAGGCAAACUACAUCCAGUACAGGUCCAUUUCCUGAAAGAUCCAGUGCCAGACUAUGUGACUAGCACAGUGGAUACAGCUGUCAAAAUACAUAAGUAUGAACCACCUGGGGAUGUAUUGUGCUUCUUGACAGGUCAAGAGGAAGUUGAUCGGACAGUGAGCCUGUUGAGAGACCACGCUUCUUCCAACCCUCGCAGGGACUUAGAGUUGGUGGCAUUGCCGAUGUACGGUUCAUUGCCUAAUGCAGACCAGCUCCGAGUGUUCCAGAGUACUCCUAAAGGUCAGCGCAAGGUUGUGGUCGCCACCAAUAUAGCAGAGACCUCAGUCACCAUCCCCGGCAUUGUCUAUGUGGUGGACUGUGGGUUUGUCAAAAUGCAAUGGUACAACGUGAGCACGUCCAGUGACAGUUUGGUGUUGGUGCCGGUUUCCAAAGCCUCUGCAGAGCAGAGGGCUGGACGUGCAGGUAGAGUCAGGCCGGGUAAGGUUUACAGACUUUACUGUGAGAAAGACUACACCACUCUACACAACGCGACGCCUCCCGAGAUGCAGCGAAUGGAACUGUCAGGGGCAGUGUUGCAGCUGAAGGCACUCGGUAUAGACAACGUUCUGAGGUUCGCAUUCCCCUCGCCGCCACCAGCCCGCCACCUCGCCUCUGCUUUAGAACUGCUGCACGGUCUCGGUGCGAUAGAUAACAGCGGGGCUCUCACCUCGCCCCUCGGUCUGCACAUGGCAGAGUUCCCUCUCCCUCCACUGCACAGCAAGGCUCUUCUUGUCUCUGGAGAAUUUGGAUGUUCCGAGGAGAUGGCCAGUAUCCUGUCCCUGUUGCAGGUGCAGAGUGUGUUCACCAAGCCAGGUGGUGGUGCCGCGGCAGUUAAAGCUCGUGUGGAGAGACGCAAGUUUGAGGUAGCAGAGGGUGACCUGCUUACGAUGCUGAACGUGUACACAGCGUAUAGGAGUAGUGUAGCGCGACAGGAAAGCUCCAGCCGGGCCUGGUGUCACAAACACUUCAUCAACCACAAGGCCAUGAAGAGAGUCUCCGAGAUACGGACACACAUGUUGAGCCUGCUGGAAAAGCUUGGUGUUCCUGCCGUAUCUUCUAAUGGAGACAGCGGUAAAGUGCGCCGAUGCAUCACUGCCGGAUUCUUCCCGAACGCAGCGUACCUGCACCACUCCGGAGUGUACAAGACUCUGCGUGGGGAUAUGGUGCUACAUGUGCAUCCCACAUCUGUGCUCUACACCCUCGAGCAGCCACAAUGGGUGCUGUUCUGUGAGAUUCUCCAGACUGAUCGGACCUACAUGAGGGAGUUGACCGUUAUCGAGCCAGAGUGGUUGGAAGAGCUUGCCCCUCAUUUUUACCAAAAAUCAUUUGAAAAUGAGAGAUAGAAAAGAUACAGAAACAAGAUUGUAUUAUAUUUGUAAAUAUACUUUUCACAAAUUUCACUUUUUUA